AUGGGUGGAAAACUUUCACAGUUCUGGAAAACAACUGACCAAAAGGAGAGUGAAGACAAACUCAUCUUACCCAGGCAACUGGACGCUGAAGAUGAAAUCGCCGAUUAUGCUAGUAUCAACGACACUGCUGCAUCCUGUGGGGGCACUGCACGUCAAAGCUAUGUCAACUGUCCAACGUGUCAGGGAACAGGAAGGAUCCCUGGGGAGCAAGAGAAGCAGCUGGUGGCUCUGAUUCCAUAUGGUGACCAGCGGCUAAAGCCUAGACGAACGAAACUCUAUGUAUGUCUUGCUGUGACAAUCUGCCUGCUGACGACAUCGCUCAGUAUUUUCUUCCUGUUUCCUCGCUCCAUUACCGUGCUACCUGCAGGGCUGAAUGCCUCCUCCGUUGGCUUUAAUGCUACCACCACCAGUAUGUACCUCAACAUGACGAACGUGCUGAACAUAACUAAUAACAACUUCUACCUGGUCACUGUAGUGCAGCUGGACAUAGAGGUUUUGCACCAGUCCCUGGUAGUAGGGAAGACCACCAUGAAAACCCUGCUGAAUAUGAGCCCUUUGCAGAGUGGCCAGAUCUAUUAUACGGUGGCCAGUAGGAUAUUGGACAAUAACACCUAUAACAUUUGCACCUGGACUAAAGUCAAAGUUCACAAUGUUCUGCUGCAUAUACAGGGUACCCUGACCUGCACGUACCUGUGUCAUUCAGAGCAGCUGGCGUUUGAAGACUACCAGUAUGUGGACUGCCGGGGGAAUGCCACACUACCUCACCCCCCGUACCACCGCCCGCCGUGA
Molecule: messenger RNA, 789 nt
Organism: Charadrius vociferus (killdeer)
Lineage: Eukaryota; Metazoa; Chordata; Aves; Charadriiformes; Charadriidae
Gene: TMEM106A
Product: transmembrane protein 106A
Exons: 7
Coding region: 1-789 (262 amino acids)
Source: RefSeq, a predicted model, not a curated record